AUAGAAUACCAUAAAAUUCCUAGCCUAUCUGGCCUUGCACGGUUCUUCAGUGUUCCAGGGAUCUGCAAUCUGUUGCUCUCCACUCACCCGACUCCAAAUCAACUCCGCAACCUCCCUGUGGCUCUCUUCCCAUCACCAAUCUCCGCCACAAUCCGCUCACAAGAACACGACGAAUUCGAGCAGGACAAUCUUUGGUUUCUGGAACCAACCAGUAAUCCAUCCUCCUCAUCGAUAUAUACUCCAUACACGUCCGGGCAAGCAGAAACCAAAACGGAAAAGCUCUCGGAUUUCCCCGUCCCCAUCUCGUUCUGUUCCCACUAGCCAUGGCUCAUCUGGUAUGGAUGCUGGGGGAGAACGGAGAGGAGAAGAGCUUCGAGAAUCCCAACGAGUUGCUGCCACUCUCCAGACUUGAAGAGAUCGGUGUGUUGUAUUGGCACUUGGAUCCUAAGAAGUCUGAAAGCGAAGAAGAGCUCACAAAAAUCCGCAGAGAAAGAGGAUACAGCUACUUUGAUCUUACUGAGAUAUGCCCUGAUAAAUUGGAAAAUUAUGAGGAGAAGCUGAAGAGCUUCUAUUGUGAGCACAUUCAUGCUGAUGAAGAGAUCCGGUACUGCUUGGAGGGUAGCGGUUACUUUGAUGUCCGUGACAAGGAUGACAAAUGGAUUCGGAUUUGGAUAAAAGAGGGAGACAUGAUCAUCCUGCCAGCUGGGAUUUAUCAUCGGUUCAUCGUCGACAGCAACAACUAUAUCAAGCUCAUGAGGCUCUUCAUUGGAGAACCAGUCUGGACCGCAUACAACCGGCCACAGGAAGACCAUCCUGUGAGGCAAGAGUAUGUCAAGAAUGUGAAGGGGGACACCGGAUUUGCUCUUGCCGCACAUUGAGUUUGCUGAAUUGGGGGCUCACUAUACAACUGUCCUAUACAUCACACUACUCAUGAAAUCAUGAACCCAUGCUGUUUUUAUCAUGAAUCAUGAAAACACAUAUGCAGUACACUUGAAAACUAUCAUAUGUAGUACUACUAUCCGGCUAUCCUACAAAAAUUUUAGUACUACUUGAAACAUUGCAGUAUACACAGUGACUGGUCCUGUACUCUUGUGCAAUGUACUACACCAAAAAUUGUCUAUAACAAGUCGGUUGGAUACCCUAAUGAAAAUAUUGCUCUGUAUUCCAUUUGGAAA
This is a messenger RNA of Oryza sativa Japonica Group (Japanese rice), 1175 nucleotides long. NCBI's taxonomy places the organism in Eukaryota, Viridiplantae, Streptophyta, Magnoliopsida, Poales, Poaceae. The record is from RefSeq and is a predicted model, not a curated record.